This is a messenger RNA of Ambispora gerdemannii, 744 nucleotides long. NCBI's taxonomy places the organism in Eukaryota, Fungi, Glomeromycota, Glomeromycetes, Archaeosporales, Ambisporaceae. The record is from the annotation of a GenBank genome assembly.
AUGUCGAUAAAAAGAGAAGUCCCACUUUCUAUUAUUCCCUUCCGAACUCCACAAGAACAAAGUUCAUUUUGGGAUCGUCAAAUAGUAAUUCCUGGAGGUUUUAACAAGAGAACCAUGCCAAAACUAGAUUAUAACACAUGCUCGAAAGAACAAUUACAAGAUUUACUGGAAAGGAACACAGUAUUAAUGAACAACAGCUCUCUUAUGUCUAACCUUUCCGAUAAAGGAGAAAAAAUUCACAAAGCUCGGGCAGAAAUCCUUAAGGCUUUAUCAGAAUUCAAUAAUGACGACACGGAAAUGCACAUCAUAAAUAACAAUCAUACCAGGAGUUCAGAAGAGUCGGGAGAUAAUUUGAAUAAAAAUAAUGCAUCAAAAGAAGAGAAAUCUAUUAAUGACCUUCGCAUUCGCAUGAAUAGGAUGGCAGUUGACGAUAGUAUCCAUGUGAGAGUGUAUAAUGAUAGUUCUGCGAAUAAUGAUUCUCCUCGUCAAGGUAAAUAUGUAAAACCGGUUCGACUCAAGAUAAUUCCAGUUGAGGAAGCUUCUGAACUAGAAGAAAAGCAGAUCAGACUUCAAAAGGAAUCAAAUAUUAAUAUGGUCAGAAACUCAAGACAAAAUGAUUCGGAUUUCCUUGAACCUUUUGAAAACAGCUCGGAUGACGGUUUUUGGGAUGAUGAUGAAUAUGUGUCCGAUGAUGGUGCCAGCGAAGUAGACUAUAAUAAUGAAGUAAUGGACACUUCUUAUUGA